Messenger RNA from Marchantia polymorpha subsp. ruderalis, 3254 nucleotides. NCBI's taxonomy places the organism in Eukaryota, Viridiplantae, Streptophyta, Marchantiopsida, Marchantiales, Marchantiaceae. The record is from the annotation of a GenBank genome assembly.
GCGUUCAGAAGAACAGAGUGAUGCGUGCAAGUGCGAAAUUCACAGCAGCAGAUUGAAAUUCUGCAGCAGCAGAGGGAUUGCAAUUGGAGGUGUGCGAAGUUCUGAGCUGCGGAGUACGUUUUGCUGCGAUGGCGCGCAAUCCCAAGAAGAAGAGAGUGAAGAAGAGCUCCAAGGGCCACCAGAAUGUGCCCAUCCUCGAUGGAGAAUCAUCUGAGCAGCAACCUGUCGCUGCAGAGCAGCAGCAGCAGCCCACGAGGGUUUGGGUGCCCGGUGUGGACAAUCUGGAGGACGGGGAGGAGCUCCAGUUUGAUCCAACAGCGUAUGACUGCCUCCACGCGUUUCGUCUCCAGUGGCCCUGUUUAAGUUUUGACAUCGCCCGAGAUGCCCUAGGAGUGCUGCGAAAUGACUUCCCACACACUAUGUUCUGUGUCGCAGGAACACAGGCGGAUUUGGGCCCAAACAAUUCUAUAGUAGUGGCGAAAUUGUCUAAUGUCACGGGGGUUAGACGAGGUCUCAAACUCGCAAAUCCAAUGGACGCUGACGAACAUGAUGGAAGUGACGACGAUAGCAGCAGCGAUGAAGAAGACGAUGGCAAGGAGGGUCGAACCACUUCGUCAAAAGUUCCUGUACUCCAGGCAAGGAUGAUAGCUCAUCAGGGAGGCGUCAAUCGAAUUCGAGCUAUGCCUCAGCAGCCUCACAUUGUGGCUACGUGGGCGGACACUGGUUAUGUUCAGGUGUGGGAUAUGCUAUCACAUGUUCGUGCUCUUUCAACAGAGAACCCUUCGGAAGCCACAGCUGCGGCGACGCCCAGUUUGUUGCGGCAGGCUCCUCUUCACAUAUUUACUGGUCACAAGGAUGAAGGAUUCGCUCUUGAUUGGAGUCCUGUUAAUCCUGGGCGCCUUGUCACCGGGGAUUGCAAGAGCGGCAUUCACCUCUGGGAGCCGACAACAUCAGGGAAGUGGAAUGUUGAUAGAGCUCCCUUCAAAGGUCAUACCGCCAGCGUGGAAGAUUUGCAGUGGAGUCCUACUGAAGGAGAAGUUUUUGCAUCCUGUUCUGUUGAUGGAACGUUAAGAAUAUGGGAUGCCCGCACCCGCAGCCAACCAGCUAUUUCUGUCAAAGCUCAUGAUGCUGAUGUCAACGUCAUCUCCUGGAACCGGGUCGCGAGUUGUAUGGUCGCCUCUGGAUGCGACGAUGGAACGUUCCGCAUAUGGGAUCUUAGAUCUUUUAAGGAAGAUUCUUUUGUUGCACACUUCAACUACCACAAGGCUCCUAUCACGUCGAUAGAAUGGAGUCCGCACGAAGCAUCAACCGUGGCGGUAACCUGUGCAGAUAAUCAACUAACUAUAUGGGACUUAUCUUUGGAGCGGGAUGAGGAGGAGGAAGCAGAGUAUCAAGCUAGGCUCAAGCAGCAACAGGCCGAGGCUCCUACUGACCUACCUCCACAGCUUCUCUUUGUGCACUUGGGACAAAAGGAUAUCAAGGAGGCUCACUGGCACCCUCAAAUUCAAGGCCUGCUUGUAUCCACUGCCGCGGAUGGUUUCAAUAUAAUAAGACCGUCAAACUUGGAGAAUUUGCCAGCUGCAGUCUGAGCCGGAAAUUUAGAAAUAGCGAUAUGAUGAGGAAUUGGGAGGUACGGUUGCCCGUUGAUCUGGUUAUGAGAUCGUGGACGAUUUUGAGCUAGCUUGACUGAAAGCUCUGUAUUGAGGCAUAAUCGGAAAAUUGCUGGUACCAAUGCAGUGCCUUUGCCACUAUACGAAACCGUCUGAUAGGACCUUGUUCUGUGCACGAGAGAAGUUAGCAGACUUCCCGAGAAGCUGCACAGUUGUAGGUCAGGACAGGUUGAAACCUGUGCUGCUGGAAUGCCAGGUGGCAUCGUAAUAUUAUUGACGUUUGUCUCACCAUUCAACUUGUGUCAGAGUAAGAGAUUCGGUAAGAUGGUCUUGUUUAUGAAUCUGUCAUACCUUACUGGUUGACAUGUAAAAUGUUCAUUUUUAAAAAACAUUUACUUCAAGAGUUCCAAAUAUCCUUGAUGAUGUCUUUGCAGCCAGAUUUGAUACUGUGUAAUAGUCAAAUGUAUCAACCCUUUUGCUUUGUCUCUGUACAUGGAGGUCGAGGGCACUCAUACUGGAACUCGCCUGUUGUUGGGAUUUGGAGUUUUGAACUUUGAACAUUGAAUGGACGUUCGUUCUACUCCACGCACACACGUUUCGAUGGAAGAGUAAUGUCGAAAGCCCGAGCUUAUAUUUACUCUAAGACGAAGUCCUGCAUAAGCGAGAUGUACUGUGAAAUCAUACUCAACAGCGGAAGACUAUCAGAAGAUUAUUAGGAGUGUAUGUAAGAGGACAGUCAUUCCCUACUUACAACCAGUUUCUCAACUUCACGUUCUGUGAUCUCUGCUGCUCCAGCUCACUCUGGUUGUGCUGUUAAUACUAAACUUCUCCAUGUAUAAAAUCUGCCUGCCUCAUCCACGCCACUUUCUCUGCUGAUUUCUUCUUAAAUCGACGGAAUAUCAAGCUUUCUCCUCGUAGGCGUGAAUUUGGGUGGCUUUUGGUUCACCACUCGAUUGCUGUCGGGCAUCUCGUUGUCUUGGAAGUCCUUUUUCGCGGUUCGAUGGUGGUUUCAAGCCGUAAGACACAGUGUCUUCUCGAUGACGAUCCUUGGACGUGGAGUCCUGUGAGAAGCCAAAUUGGCCAGGGUUUCAAUUGACUCAUAAGCUUUCUGCUUCGUUAGCCGCAACCGCAGUCGAUCUGAUGACACUUUCAUCGUAGGAAUCAUCACUUGAAUUGGCUCUUGCCAGACGAUCUGAUGACAGUCUAUGUCUGGAGAAUUCGAGUCCCUUCGAAAGGAAUGGAAACGGGGCGACCAAAUUUCGGCACCUUCCGAGCAAACAAUGUAAUUCUGUGCCUCGAAGAAGCUCUUCUUCACCAGAAGGACUCGUCGUCCGAGAGAUGCCUCUUGAGAAAUGCGAGACCAUCGAUGUCGGCUGCUCUCAUGGCGCAAUCGUCUCCGGUCGGGAAUUGGCACUUGUCCGAGGGCCAUGCCUGCUGCUGGGCAUCGAAGGUGUGGUGCGCGUCGGGGAAGGCCGGGAAGUCGAUCGAGCUUCCGAAGUCGCGUCUCGCAAUGUCAGUGCGCUUCUUGCAAUUGGCGUGAAAUGCAUCCUGCUCGCCCACAUUCAGCUGAAACUCCCGAUACGGCCUCCAGAACGAGGAUCCACAGCUCCAGAUUUCAUCGACGAAUCCGAGAUGAGAUCCGCA